GGGGAAUUCUGGGUAAUGUCGUCUGGUGUAUGAGUCAAUCUUGGAGACUUCCGCGAUACACCGCAUACUGACGCGAACGGUUUUAUUGUGCAGCUUUAUGAGACGUUUCUAAAGCUGAAACGCUUUUUAGUAAAUGGUGACGUCACACAUCUUGCCUUUCUCCCGGAAGUUCUUAUUGGCUGAGCGCCGAAACAAAGGAAUAACGGUGAACGAGACGAGGCUGAAGUUUGGAGGAUAAAAAGUUUCAUGUCGCUGUGCUAACCUUCAACUAGGGUUUCUUUUGGGAAUAAAGAGUGAUUUUUUUUUUCUUUAUAAACGCACCAUGUCUGAGAAUCUGGAGAAGAAUGAGGCGUCGAACGGAGACUGCGCAUGCGCACGGGGCAAGGACACUCCAGAUGCCAGAGGAGACGUGGCUGGAGGAGGAGCGCCUAUGCAGGUGGACGCCAAAAGCCACACAUACACCUCCAGAUACAGUCUGAGCUACCCGUCUAUCGGCCACUGCAUCAUCAUCAACAACAAGAACUUCCACAAGAGCACCGGCAUGAACCAGCGCAAUGGUACAGAUGUCGACGCCGGGAAUGCCAUGAAGACUUUCGGGAAGCUGGGCUACAAAGUGAAGGUGUUCAAUGACCAGACUGUAGAUCAGAUCAUGAAACUUUUAACUGCAGUUGCCAGGGAUGACCACAGCCGCUGUGCCUCCUUUGUGUGUGUGUUGCUGAGUCACGGAGACGAGGGUGUGUUCUUUGGGACAGACCGUGCAGUGGAGCUGAAGGCCUUGACGAGUCUGUUCAGAGGAGACCGCUGCAUAUCACUAGUGGGCAAACCCAAACUCUUCUUCAUCCAGGCCUGCCGAGGCACAGAUUUGGACCCUGGUAUGGAGGUUGACAGUGGCUCAAGCAAUUCAAUGAAAAUCCCAGUAGAGGCUGAUUUCCUUUAUGCAUAUUCUACAGCACCAGGUUACUAUUCAUGGAGGAACACGAUGACUGGCUCGUGGUUCAUGCAGUCCCUGUGCGAGAUUCUGAGUAAACACGGCUGGGAGCUGGAGCUCAUGCAGAUCCUGACCCGCGUCAACUACAAGGUGGCGCUGGACUUCGAGUCCGCAUCCAACAUGCAUGACUUCCACGCCAAGAAGCAGAUUCCCUGUAUUGUGUCCAUGCUCACCAAAGAGAUGUACUUCACUCCCUGAAAGCAAACGCACACUUAUGUAAUGGGGAUGAGGCCACAAUAAGGCACGUUUAUUUUUAUUUUUUUUUAAUAGAAUGGGGAUAUCGGGGUAGGGAUUAGCAAGAUUAUUCUGGUAAAUCACAUCCUGUUGUGCUUUACUUGGAAUAUUACAGAUGUAGGAAACAUAAAAUGCAUUGCAUUUGGCUGUUUAAUUCGCUUCUUGGUUUUAUUUUAAAAUAAGGCCGUUCGUCAGUCAACCUUAGUGGGUGGGAUCAGCUCGUCAUUUGGUUUAUGGAACAGUAAAACAAAAGCAAUCUUCAUCUUCAGGACAAAUCUUAUUUUGAAAUUAACCAAAAAGGAAAUAAAACUGCCAUAAUACCUAUUUGAAAAACAAUGCAUAUUUAGUAACGAAAACGGUAACUUUCUUGGGAAAAGGUGAUUCCUUGGAUUUUUUUUUUUGGGAUAUUGAAGGGGUUUAAAUUGGAGGUGCGAGACGUACAAAUCCCUGACUGUUGCUUUGAGGAAAGUUCAGAGGUCACUCUCAAAAGAAGCUGAGUGUUCACAUUUCUUUGGGAUAAUCACUGCAUUUCAUGAGUUUGUCAAAAUUUCACUUCAUAACCUGCUCCCUAGGGGUCAGUUUGGGAUUUUUUUUUUCUUUUGACAUACAGCAUGUAAAAUUCAUUAGGAAAGCAUUGUUCAUUGAUAUUUGUUACAGUAGAUAUGAAAUGGAUUAUCAUGCUUUAUUUUUACCUUGCAGUUUUGUAUGUGUGGUGUUGUGCUUUUUCUUCAUUGCUCUCCUCACAUCACUGAAUCAAAGCUUACACUAUAGAUGUACAAUGAACCACACUGAAUAACAAACAGACCAAGACAUUUCCUUUAAUUUUGUUCGACCACUGUACAGAAGCUGUGCUCCAAUGCUGUUUUUAAACUCGCAUCAUCACGAACAGAGCUGUACUAACAUUACCGGAAAUGCAGGUUGUUCGUGUCGAAUUUUCUGGUAAACAUUAAUUAUUGGUGGGUUUAUUACAUAAUUAGCUCAAGUGUGGCAGCACGGUGGUGUAGUGGUUAGCGCUGUCGCCUCACGGCAAGAAGGUCCUGGGUUUGAGCGUAGUGGCCAACGAGGGCCUUUCUGUGUGGAGUUUGCAUGUUCUCCCCGUGUCCGUGUGGAUUUCCUCCGGGUGCUCCGGUUUCCCCUACAGUCCAAAGACAUGCAGGUUAGGUUAACUGGUGACUCUAAAUUGACCGUAGGUGUGAAUGGUUGUCUGUGUCUAUGUGUCAGCCCUGUGAUGACCUGGUGACUUGUCCAGGGUGUACCCCGCCUUUCGCCCGUAGUCAGCUGGGAUAGGCUCCAGCUUGCCUGCGACCCUGUAGAACAGGAUGAAGCGGCUAGAGAUAAUGGAUGGAUGGAUGGAUGGAUAGCUCAAGUGUCUUUGCCAAGGAUUUGAGUCAACAUACCAGCAAGGAUAGGAAAUAAAACCAUGUGAAUUAGCCAAGAAAACGGUGUCUUGUCGACACCUGAGACACCAAGUUAUGAGGAAGGCAAUAUUGGACCACAGGACAGUGGGUUUUUUUUGUUUGUUUGUUUUUUAACAAACCAAUCCGGGUUCUGUUACAGGUCUCCAGGUUUCUCUCGCCUAUACCCAAUCCUUUUUACGAAAUAUACCUUACAUUUGAACCUGAGCUGAGCCUUUAUCAAAUACUUGAUAGUGCGAGGAAACCUGAAUGACCCAAAUGUUUUACAAUUUACAUUCGAUACCGAACUCUCGUUAUGUAGCAUUGAUGGGGUUUUUCUCCACAGUUUUGUAUAUGUCACUGUUGUGUAUUUAUUGCUAGAUGCUGAACAUCUUAUUGUGAACCUGCAGCUUUAUUCACCUGUAUGAGAGUGUCAACAACCACUACUAUCAUUUUAUAAAAGCAGAUCUUAACAGGGCGAAAAACUAUUCAAAGCAGGGAACUAGCACAAGAUAGUGGUGUAUAAUUGCACUCAUAUUAAGUUCUUCACAGAAGCUGCCUUUGGGCAAGAAUUUUAGCUUGCAGUUGGCAUUUUAUCCAGGAUUUGUCUUUCUACUGUCACUGUGCUGUUUUGUGUGUGUUUUAUAUAAUCCAUGGCAUGAGAUGACGAGCCAUAGACUCUGAACUAAAUCAGUCAGGUAGUGUUUUAAGGAACAUGGCCUUAAUACAAUCAGACAAGACCUCACGUUUCCCUUUACUUAACCAAAAGUGUCUUUGCAUGGCCAGAUUAUCACAUGAUGUACAGUGGAAGAGCCAGACUAGUUUAACCAGCAGCUACUGUAAAUAUUUACAGUAGAUAGAACACCAGUCCUGGGGUAUGCUUUCACUUUCUGGGGAUGUUUCUUGCACUGCCUGUACUUGUUCCUGGUAAUGAAAAAAAAAUUCUUUUUGUGCACUAGCUGAACUGUGGAAAUCUUAAUAAAAUUAAAAGAUUAGUACCUGGA
Messenger RNA from Neoarius graeffei (lesser salmon catfish), 3620 nucleotides. RefSeq names its product caspase 3, apoptosis-related cysteine peptidase a (gene casp3a). Gene Ontology annotation, biological process: proteolysis; erythrocyte differentiation; apoptotic process. Gene Ontology annotation, cellular component: cytoplasm. Bases 323 to 1186 code for a protein of 287 amino acids. The transcript is spliced from 7 exons. The record is from RefSeq and is a predicted model, not a curated record. NCBI's taxonomy places the organism in Eukaryota, Metazoa, Chordata, Actinopteri, Siluriformes, Ariidae.